Messenger RNA from Ictalurus furcatus (blue catfish), 1386 nucleotides. Its product is annotated as zinc finger and BTB domain-containing protein 6-like. Lineage: Eukaryota; Metazoa; Chordata; Actinopteri; Siluriformes; Ictaluridae. The transcript has 5 exons. Gene Ontology annotation, biological process: regulation of transcription by RNA polymerase II. Gene Ontology annotation, molecular function: RNA polymerase II cis-regulatory region sequence-specific DNA binding; DNA-binding transcription factor activity, RNA polymerase II-specific. The record is from RefSeq and is a predicted model, not a curated record. Gene Ontology annotation, cellular component: nucleus. The coding region runs from base 1 to 1386 and encodes 461 amino acids.
AUGGAUAUAAAAACUGACCCCAUAACCAAACCUUCCCAUGGCUUUUCUUUACUGAAAGAGCUGGACUUACAGCGGAGAACAGAAACCCUGGCUUUCCUUCUGGAAUACAUGUACUCAGGUACAUUGCCCCCGAAGAACCUAGAAGAACCAGUGUUGUAUGCAGCUAUCCACCUGCAGAUGGAACAACUGCAGAAUGCACUGACCCGUAGGAGAAAAGAGAAAGAGAUAACAUACACUGUUCAGGACCAAGUCAACAGAAAGAGGGGAUUUACAGAGCAUGAGUCUCAAAAUAAGACUCUUAUAUCUUCAUCGGAUUCUUCAUAUGGCUCAGACCAGCCACCACCAUCCACGCCAAGCUAUGAGUUGUCACAGUCAAAACAUAACAAGACAGAAAUUUCAGUGAAUGGAAUCCCAAGUGUGGUUGCUGAGAAAGUUGAAAAGUUCAAUAGCUCCUGCAAGAUUGUCCAAUUUCAAUCCAGUGUCUCUCAGACCAUCACAGCUCUCCACCCAAACACUGAUGAUAAAGAUCAGUGUGUGCAUAGUGCUUACACCAGCAGCAAACAUUUGUCUCCAGAACCUGACUGUAGAGAAAGUGACAAUAUAGUUGUUUCAGAUGUGGACAGUGUCCGGUCAUUUAAUCCUUUUGAAGUAGAAAAACAUGGCCAUGUACCAGGAAUUCUCUCAGACACCUUUAGUGAUAAGAAGUCACAUAACACCACUGCCAACAACUCUGAGAGCAGAUCUCAUGCUUUUAGUCAAUUUAUGGCAGAAAGUUGUAAAAGGCAAGCCGAUAUAUAUUUAGAAAAUUCUAGCAGUACUGACACAAACGAUACAAUCUGUGAAAAAGGAACCUCAGAUCUUAAUAUGUGGCAUAAACUGGGCCAAUAUUAUGCUCCAACAUUGGAAAUGUUGACUGUAGAAAAAGUUGCCUUGGGUGAAGAAUCUCAAAAUACUAGUCACACUGAUUGCUGUGAAUUCUCCAAACUGAGGGAAGACUGUGUAAAUGCCUAUCAGGGACACUUAAGAUACCACUGCUUCCCAGAACCUAAUGAUUCAGACAGUGAGGAGACAUGCCCAGCGCCUAAUGCAGAUGUAAAAGACCACUCCAAAGAUCUGGAGACGAUCGAUGUGGCAGAGAUAUUGCUCUCAACCAGGGAACGACUAAAGUCUGGAUCUCACAAUCACUCAAAGACACGUCGGUUCCAGUGCUCAGUUCCAGAGUGUGAGAAGGCCUUCAGCCAGCGCGGUUCCUUGAAUAGACACAUGCGUUCACACCUGGGCAUUCGUCCUUACUCCUGUCCCCUCUGCACCAUGACUUUUUCCAGACAGUACAGGGUCAAUGAGCACAUGCGUAUCCACCAGAGGAGCUGUGAUGACCCACCUUAA